AUGGCUAACACACACAACGUGACUGAAUUCAUUUUCCUGGGACUUUCUCCCAGUCUGGAGGUGCAGAGAGUUUGCUUUGUGAUAUUUCUGCUAUUGUACACAGCAAUUGUGCUGGGUAAUUUCCUCAUUGUGCUCACUGUCAUGACCAGCAGAAGUCUUGGUUCCCCCAUGUACUUCUUCCUCAGCUACCUGUCCUUUGUGGAGAUCUGCUACUCUUCCACAACAGCUCCCAAACUCAUCUCAGAUCUGCUGGCUGCAAGGAAAGCCAUAUCUCUGUGGGGCUGCAUGACACAGCUUUUCUUCAUCCACUUCUUUGGUGGCACUGAGAUUUUCCUGCUCACCAUGAUGGCCUAUGACCGCUACGUGGCCAUCUGCAAGCCCCUCAACUACACCACUAUCAUGAACCGGCAGAUGUGUGCCAUCCUCGUGGGAAUAGCAUGGGUGGGAGGCUUCGUGCACUCCUUUGCCCAAAUCCUCCUCAUUUUCCACCUGCCAUUCUGUGGCCCCAAUGUGAUGGAUCACUAUUUCUGUGACCUGCUCCCCUUGCUCAAACUUGCCUGUGUUGACACCUUCUUCAUCGGUCUGCUGAUUGUUGCCAAUGAAGGAACCCUGUCUGUGGUCAGCUUUGGGGUCCUCUUAGCGUCCUACGUGGUAAUCUUGCUCCAUCUGAGGACCUGGAGCUAGCAGGGGUGGCGCAAAGCACUCUCCACCUGUGGGUGCCAUGUCACUGUGGUUAUGUUGUUUUUUGGGCCCUGCAUCUUCAUCUAUCUGAGGCCUUCUACCACUCUGUCUGCAGACAAGUUGGUGGCUGUGUUCUACACAGUGAACCCGCUCCUCAACCCUGCCAUCUACUCCCUGAGAAAUACUGAAGUGAAAAAGGCCAUGAAGAGUCUAUGGAUCAGGACAAUGAAACUAGGUGAGAAAUAG
Messenger RNA from Galeopterus variegatus (Sunda flying lemur), 927 nucleotides. RefSeq names its product olfactory receptor 4X2. Gene Ontology annotation, biological process: G protein-coupled receptor signaling pathway. Gene Ontology annotation, molecular function: olfactory receptor activity; G protein-coupled receptor activity. Gene Ontology annotation, cellular component: membrane. The record is from RefSeq and is a predicted model, not a curated record. NCBI's taxonomy places the organism in Eukaryota, Metazoa, Chordata, Mammalia, Dermoptera, Cynocephalidae.